This is a messenger RNA of Caenorhabditis elegans, 666 nucleotides long. It is a transcript of the gene gst-32, whose product is annotated as glutathione transferase. Lineage: Eukaryota; Metazoa; Nematoda; Chromadorea; Rhabditida; Rhabditidae. Gene Ontology annotation, molecular function: glutathione transferase activity. Bases 10 to 639 code for a protein of 209 amino acids. The record is from RefSeq and is marked reviewed. The transcript is spliced from 2 exons. Gene Ontology annotation, cellular component: cytoplasm.
AGUUACAGCAUGCCAACCUACAAGCUGACAUAUUUCAACUCCCGUUGGUUCGCUGAGCCAGCUCGAAUUCUCUUCCAGCUCGCUGGAGUUCCAUUUGAAGACUUCCGUUUUACACGUGGAAAUGGCACAUGGGAAAAGCUUAAAGACAAAACCCCAUUCGGACAGGUCCCAGUCCUCACCGUCGAUGGAUUUGACAUUCCCCAGUCUUCUGCUAUAAUCCGCUACCUUGCCAACAAAUUCGGAUAUGCUGGAAAAACCCCGGAGGAGCAGGCUUGGGCAGAUGCGAUUUGUGAUCAAGUGAAGGACUUCAUCGAUUCUUUCAAACAAAUUGUGAUAGCAAAACGUGAUGGGAAGACGGCUGAGGAAAUUGAAAAAAUCCAUACCGAGAUUUUCCUCCCAGCAAAAGAUUCGUACUUCAAGAUUAUUAAUGGUAUCCUUGAGAAGAGCAAGUCAGGAUUUCUAGUUGGCGAUAGUUUAACUUUCGCCGAUAUUGUUGUCGUGGAAAACUUCACCACAUUAGACAAAAACCAUUAUUGCAACGCUUCGGAGCAACCAAGAUUGACGGCUCUCAGGGAGAAGGUCUACGCGAUUCCAGCAAUUAAGCAUUGGGUAGAAACUCGUCCAGAUACUGUAUUGUAAUCCUGUCUGAAUAAAUAAGUAACUAUU